AUGUGCCCUGUUAUCGUCGUUGAUGGCACCCAUUUGAAGGGUAAGUAUUUGGGUACAAUUUUUGUGGCAACUGCUUUGGAUGGAAAUGAGCAAAUUUAUCCGGUUUCUUUUGGCAUUGGUGAUUCUGAGAAUAAUGCAUCUUGGCAAUGGUUUUUUGAAAAAUUACGGGAUGCCAUUGCAGUUGAAGACUUCUCACGGUUAUGUAUAAUUUCAGACAGAAAUCCUAGCAUUGAUAGGGCAGUUUCACUUGUAUUGCCUGGUUCAUUUCAUGGUGCAUGUAUCGUCCAUAUCCAACGAAACAUGAAGGCGAAAGGGUUUAAUGAAUCUGUCAUCCCUAUAUAUCUUAAAGCUGGUAAGGUGUAUCGAACAUCUGAGUUCGAGCAUUUAAUGAAUCAGUUGCGUAAUGUCGACGGAGGUAGACCUUAUGCUUAUUUAGUUGAAGCUGGUUUCCAUAGGUGGUCUAGAGCACUGUCUUCUGGUAAGAGAUAUAGUAUAAUGACAACGAACAUUGCAGAGUUCUUGAAUGCUAUACUACGAGAUGCUCGAAGUUUGCCGAUUACAAUGCUAGUUGAACAAUUGUGUGGCAAACUGCAGGAAUGGUUCAGUGAUCGUCAUAAUAACGCAGCAUCUGUCACGUCUUACCUAUGUUGCGAGUGUGACAAGGAAGUUAGAAAGAGAAGCAAUAGGUCACAGCGACUAAAUGUUCAACCGAUAAGCCAUAGUGAGUACUAUGUACGAGAUGGUGAUCAAGAUGGACAGGUCGAUCUGCAAAACAAGACCUGUUCAUGCCGGGUGUUUGAUCUUGACCAACUUCCUUGUGUUCACGCAUUGGCUGUAUGUCGAGUUCGGAACAUAUCUUUUUAUUCCUUGUGUUCUCCGACCUAUACGAAUGAGGCCCUAAUGUUAGCUUAUGCUGAACCUAUAUACCCAGUAACUAUUGAGGAUCAACACAAAGUUUGCGAGAAUAACGUAUUGCUCCCGCCGGCGAUUAGACGUCAAGGGGGGAGGCCAAGGCAACGAAGGAUCCCAUCAUCUGGUGAAACUGUAGCAGUGAGGAUAUGUUCCCGGUGUCGACAACGAGGUCAUAAUCGUCAAACAUGCAAAGAGCCAAUCGUAUUGACUCCAACAUCAUAG
Messenger RNA from Tripterygium wilfordii, 1134 nucleotides. RefSeq lists its product as uncharacterized. The transcript has a single exon. NCBI's taxonomy places the organism in Eukaryota, Viridiplantae, Streptophyta, Magnoliopsida, Celastrales, Celastraceae. Gene Ontology annotation, molecular function: zinc ion binding. Bases 1 to 1134 code for a protein of 377 amino acids. The record is from RefSeq and is a predicted model, not a curated record.